Molecule: messenger RNA, 3106 nt
Organism: Chelonia mydas (Green sea turtle)
Lineage: Eukaryota; Metazoa; Chordata; Testudines; Cheloniidae
Gene: SARNP
Product: SAP domain containing ribonucleoprotein
Exons: 11
Coding region: 61-693 (210 amino acids)
Biological process (GO): poly(A)+ mRNA export from nucleus
Cellular component (GO): nucleus
Source: RefSeq, a predicted model, not a curated record
AGCGCGGGUCAUUGGCGGGGCGGGCGGGGCCCGGCGGGAGCGACCCGAGGAGGCGACAAGAUGGCGGCGGAGACCGUGGAGCUCCACAAGCUGAAGCUUGCUGAACUGAAACAAGAAUGUCUUGCCCGUGGCCUGGAGGUGAAAGGAAACAAACAGGAUCUCAUAAACAGACUCCAGGCCUACCUUGAUGAACACGCUGAAGAAGAAGCAAAUGAAGAAGAUGUUUUGGGAGAAGAAACAGAGGAAGAAGAACAGAAACCGGCAGAGCCUCCUGCUAAAGAGGAAGAACCUCCUGAAAAAUCAGCUGAUGUGACUGCAGAAAAGAAAGUGGUGAAAAUAACAUCAGAAAUACCACAGAUGGAGAGAAUGCAGAAACGGGCUGAGAGAUUCAAUGUCCCUGUGAGCUUGGAGAGUAAGAAGGCGGCACGAGCAGCUCGGUUUGGUAUGUCCACAGCUUCCACUAAAGGUCUGUCUGCAGACAGCAAGCCUACGGUAAACAUGGAUAAAUUAAAGGAAAGGGCUCAAAGAUUUGGUUUGAAUGUCUCUUCAGCCUCCAAGAAGAGCGAAGAUGAUGAGAAGCUGAAGAAGAGGAAGGAGCGGUUUGGCAUUGUAACAAGUUCGGCUGGGGCUGGAGCCACAGAGGACACAGAGGCAAAGAAGAGGAAAAGAGCAGAACGCUUUGGGAUUGUCUGAUAUCUGUCCAUGUUAGGCUUUACCUGUUGUGGGGGAGCACGCUCAUGUGUGUGCGCUCGCUCUCUCGCUCUCUCUCUCCUCCCCUUCCCCCACCACACACACAGUAGCACUAGUAAGGAGUGUAGGCUCUCUUCCCCAUGCAGGACCUAACAGAUAAUUCCUGAUAGCUGUACAGUUGUGCUGCUUAUUUUUUCAACUGUGAAGUUUAAAAAAAUAUAUAUAUAUACAGCGCAAAGAGCAAAAAUGUUCUUAGUGUAUCUGUGAUGGGUAGAAAUCCCAGUGCCCAGUUCUCCAUUCCCCUGCCACUUGUGCAGUUAUUUACAGCAGUGCAAAGCAGGUGUGUAAUGCCACCACAUCAAAAUUGGAAGUUUUUUACUCCCAUCGUGCACUGGUGUAAAUGCCCACACAAGGUUCAGGGAUGAACCUAGGUAGUGGGGAAGGAGAACUGCAGGGAUGAAGGUGGAGAAGGAUUUGAUCUCCCUGCUAUGUCUUGGGGAAUUGCACCCUUGGGUUGAGAAGCAGGUUAUGCCACUUAAAGCAGGAACUACCUGGAGCCUCCCUUUUAUUUUAACGUUGCUGUUUUUUAUUUUCUCCGUUUCUCUGGGCUGCCCUGGGCAAAGAAACCCUCCUCUCCCUCCUUCAACCUGAGGAAAUCACUCUUUAAGUUCAGCAGAAUCAGGGCAUGCACACCAAUAGCCUGGCUAAAAACACUCUUCAGCUCAAGUGCACCAUGCAUUCCUACUUAGAUUCUGCUGUGGAUCAUCAACAUCUACUUGAGUUGCCCCUCUUAGCUUGUGACAUCGUGUUUGCUGCCUAGCUGGCCAGGGAAGGGCCUUUCUAAUAUAUUGCAUGAUAUUGCCUGAAAACAUAGUAGUAAUUCUUGUAUGAGAUAGGCUUUAAACUUCACAAACCACCCUGUAUGUUAAAGGGUCUUUCUCAGUUACCUCUGCUCCCAGGAGUGGCCUAGUGGGGAAUGGGUUGGAGCAGCAGCUCGUGAUUGGCAGAAGAUCAAGGCCAAAGCCUUGGAAUAAGGAGAGGGGAAUACUAGGACAUUUACAGAUUAAACCGCUCAGGCUGCUGCACUUCACCUGCCUCUAGGAGCUGUUCUGGGGCUUGUGGCAUUUAGUAUAAAUGUUCAGGUCUCCUGGAAUUUUUUUGAAAGGCAAGAGAAAUAUCUCACUAACCUUCCUUUGCUCAGUUUUUAUUCCCAGGUUGAAUUUUGUGUUGUCCUCAUCUAACAUCCAGACUAGCUCAGUCAGGCUUGUUAACACCUCACACACUCUUAUACCAGCCUUCCCAGCCUCACCUCUUGCAAAGGGGGACAGCAGCAACCUUGUCCUGGGAGUACGUGGUUUGAAAAAGUGUUGCAGUGAAUCUGUUCUGCAUCUGAACUGAAUUUCCCGCCUGUCACGUUAACUUCUCCAUUUUCCCUGCAAUGUUGCUUUCACAGCUUAACAUCACGCUUGGUACAGGAGUGAAACACGGCAUGGCUGCAACUUGUUAUGCACCUUUUGUCUGGUUAGCCUAUCAAAUCGUACCUUCUGUUUUUAGGGAGCCGUAGGAAUGCGUUCUCCAUGUUAAGUUGUGUAGAUGGAGCAAGAGUGUUCGCUAAUACCAGAGAGCUGUUGUCCCAUGCUUUGCUCUAGGCCUCUGAAGCAAAUAGCUAUGUUAUUAGCAGUGAUUCAGCAGAGAGGGAAGACGUAUGGUGCCUUUCUUCGUCUGCUUAAUAGGUUUUUACACACAGGUAUUCCUUGUGCAUCUAACAUCUUAUGUAACUUUUUUACCCUUAAACUUAGAUCAAGGUCCCCAGAAAAAUAGAACAGCUGGGCAGAUUUCCCCUUGAUUGAUCUUUGCUUUUAAAUGUCCAUUUUGAUUGGAAUGUGCCUGUGCUUCAGAGCUUUGCAUCCAGGGAUUGUUGCUUCUGGCCGUACCCUCUAUUGGAAAGAUGUUUGCCUGGUCGCACGCAGUUCCUUCAGAUGCUAGAGAGCAGCAGCUCUGUGUGUACAGACUCUUGAAAAGCGGUAUAUUUUUCUUUAAACGUAGAGGUCUUCAAAUUGCUUGUGCUCUGCACCACUGAUGCACCAGGCUGAUGUCUCCGCUGUAUGCCCCAGGUGAUUCUAAGCAAUAUCUGAGGUUGGUUUGCUUGCCCAGGAGCUAUAGGAUCCAGGUUGCAUUGUGUGUGUCUUGGGGUGUCUAUGGUAGAAUGAACCGAAGCCCCCUGUCUCUAUCCAGACUUAGUGGAAUAACCUUAUUCUGGUGGUGGUUUUUUUCUGUAUGUAGGAUUUUGUAAUAUGUAUUUUCUAUUCUGCUCAUGACUUUUUGCUGGUUAUUUGCUUGAAAUGUUUUGAAGUGUGCCAGGACAAACACUGCAUUUCACUCUUGGUUUCAUAAUAAAACUGCUUCUUCAAGGCAA